This is a messenger RNA of Arabis nemorensis, 3531 nucleotides long. Lineage: Eukaryota; Viridiplantae; Streptophyta; Magnoliopsida; Brassicales; Brassicaceae. The record is from the annotation of a GenBank genome assembly.
AUGAUGCCAGGUUUAGCGCAGAGGAAUGACCAAUACUCUUUUGGUUUCUGGUCUAAGGAAAUCGAUGGAGUCAGCUACAAUCAGCUGCAGAAGUUCUGGAGUGAGCUGUCGCCGAAAGCUAGGCAGGAGCUACUCAAGAUUGACAAACAGACUCUGUUUGAGCAAGCUCGAAAGAACAUGUAUUGUUCAAGAUGCAAUGGUCUGUUGCUUGAAGGUUUCUUGCAGAUUGUUAUGCAUGGGAAGUCUUUGCAUCCGGAGGGAUCGAUAGGGAAUUCUCCUUGCAAUAAAUCAGGAGCCUUGAAAUAUCAAAAUGGCGGUAACUCAGUUGUCAGUAACGGAUGUGCGGAUGAGAUGCAAGAUCCGUCUGUUCAUCCAUGGGGUGGUCUCACCACGACUCGUGAUGGAUCACUCACGCUUCUUGAUUGCUAUUUGUAUGCAAAGUCUCUCAAAGGACUUCAAAAUGUGUUUGACAGCGCCCCUGCUCGAGAAAGGGAACGUGAGUUGCUUUAUCCCGAUGCAUGUGGUGGUGGAGGCCGGGGAUGGAUAAGUCAAGGAAUGGCUAGUUAUGGUAGAGGGCAUGGAACAAGAGAAACGUGUGCUCUACAUACUGCAAGGCUUUCUUGUGAUACAUUGGUGGAUUUCUGGUCCGCACUCAGCGAGGAAACUCGGCAAUCUCUUUUGAGGAUGAAAGAAGAGGAUUUUAUGGAGAGACUCAGGUACAGAUUCGAUAGCAAGAGGUUUUGUAGAGACUGCAGGCGGAAUGUUAUUCGUGAGUUUAAAGAGCUGAAGGAACUGAAACGAAUGCGGAGAGAACCUCGAUGUACCACCUGGUUUUGUGUUGCCGAUACAGCUUUCCAAUAUGAGGUAUCCAUUGAUUCGGUGCAAGCAGAUUGGCGGGAAACUUUUGCUGAUAAUGCUGGAAUGUACCAUCAUUUUGAGUGGGCGAUUGGAACAGGAGAAGGAAAAUGUGAUAUCCUCAAAUUUGAAAAUGUUGGCAUGAAUGGGAGAGUUCAAGUCAAUGGCCUAGACCUUCGUGGUCUAAAUUCAUGCUACAUUACCCUUAGAGCUUAUAAAUUAGAUGGCCGCUGGUCUGAGGUAUCCGUCAAAGCUCAUGCAUUAAAAGGUCAAAACUGCGUGCAUGGCAGGCUAGUUGUUGGGGAUGGCUUUGUUUCAAUCAAGAGAGGGGAAAGCAUCCGAAGGUUUUUUGAGCAUGCUGAAGAGGCUGAGGAAGAAGAGGAGGAAGACAUGAUGGACAAAGAUGGGAACGAGCUUGAUGGGGAAUGCUCCCGACCGCAGAAGCAUGCAAAAAGUCCAGAACUUGCUCGGGAGUUUCUCCUAGAUGCUGCAACAGUUAUUUUUAAGGAACAGGUUGAAAAAGCAUUCAGGGAAGGAACCGCUCGUCAAAAUGCACACAGUAUCUUUGUAUGUCUUACCUUGAAACUAUUAGAACAACGUGUACAUGUUGCCUGCAAGGAAAUUAUUACCUUGGAGAAACAGGUAAAACUUCUCGAGGAAGAAGAGAAGGAAAAGCGUGAAGAAGAGGAGCGAAAGGAGAAGAAAAAAUCAAAAGAAAGGGAGAAAAAACUUCGCAGAAAGGAGAGAAUGAAGGAAAAAGAAAGAGGUAAGGAGAAGAAAAUUCCUGAAUCUAGCGAUAAAGAAACGCUGCUGAAUUCACCAAGGGAAGAAGAAGAACUUCCAAGCCUUGAUGACGAGAUGAACAAUACCAUAAUCUGUGAGGAGUCAGAAAUUGAAAUUGGGGAUGCAGAUUUGUCUCCACCUGGUUCUCCUGAUGUUCAAGAAGGACAGUGUUUGGAUAGUUUCCAUUCUCCAGGAUUGGAAAACCACUACUGUGACAGCCCUGCUAGAGAGAGUAUAGAUCUUGAAGAUGAGACCGGAUACUUUACAAAUGAUCAUCAAAAACCUGUUCACCAGAAUGCAAGAUACUGGAAAGAACUGCAGUCUGAUAAUGCUUUGAGGUGGUCAGAUAAACACAGAUAUUCGGAGAAUGCUUCUUUUGUCAGUAGGUCAGAGGCAAGAUACCGUAAUGAUAGAUUAGAAGUGCCUUCAAGGAGCUUAAAUGGGUCAAAUAGACAGUUAAGAGUGAAAGCUUCAAAGACUGGUGGCCUGAAUGGCAUCAAGUCCCAUGAGAAGUUUCAAUGUUCCGACAACAGGAUCAGUGAGAGGUUUGACUUUAAUUCUUGCAGUUGCAAACCGAGUAGUGAAUACCGGGUAAAAGUAGAACCUAGCAUCUCUGCAACCAGAAGCAUGCGAGAACCCAAAAGCUUACCCAAUUCGGACUCUGCUCCUGAUGCCUCCAAGCCAGCGUUCCGAGGCAACAGGUAUAAUCAACCAGACUAUACUCGAGAGUUAAGACUUAAAAGCAAGGUGGGCGUUGGUCCAAAUCCAUCUGCAAGAGACUCUGUAAAUUCGAAAAAAGUAUGGGAGCCCAUGGAGCCAAAGAAGUACCCACGAACCAACUCUGACUCUGAAGUAACAAUUAGAUGUUCAACGUUUAAGGUUGAAGAGAUAGAAGACGGUAGUAUUGCUGAGGAGUCAACUAACGUCUUGUCUCAAUGCAAGGCUACGGAGAAGUUGGAUAAUCCCAAGCUUAAAGAUAACAGCAUGGAACCCGGGGAAACAAAGAAUGGGUGGCAUUUGAAAGAUCCUAUGAUGAGCAGUACAUCGAGUUCAGACAAUUGCUCGUCAUGCCUGAGCGAAGGAGAUAGCAAUACGGUUUCUUCAAACAACGGAAACACUGAAUCCUCCUCAACAUCUGAUUCCGAAGACGCUAGUCAGCAAUCUGAAGGAAGAGAGGAUAUAGUUGUUGGUACUCAGAACGAUAUCCUCACAACAGAUACUACUGGGAAGAGUAAAAUCUCGGAAACUCCUAUCGCAGUAACGGGGAACAACACGGAUAAUAACAGUAACAAUAACAUGGCACAUGGCGUUGUUAAUAUGCAACCGCAAGGAGGCAUGUUUCCCCAAAUGUUAAACCAGAAUCUACAGUUUCCGAUUUUCCAGGCUGCUUCGCCAAUGAGCUACUUCCAUCAAGCACCACAGGUCUCUUGGCCCGCAUCACCAGCAAACGGAUUGAUUCCAUUCCCUCACCCAAACCCUUAUCUAUACACAAGUCCGCUCGGAUAUAGUAUGAACGGAGAUUCCCCACUGUGCUUUCAGUACGGUAGCCCGAUGAAUCAUUCGGCAACUCCAUUCUACAAUCCAGGGCCAGUUCCAGUGUUCCAUCCGUUUUCCAAAACCGAGGACCAAGCUCAGACUCUUGAGCAGCCAUUGGAACUAAACGGUUCGGCUCCACCGGAAACACAGACCGUAAGUGAAGACAGCUUCUCCUUAUUCCAUUUCAGCGGACCGGUCGGUCUUUCUAGUGGGAGUAAAUCGAAACCUGCUCAUUCGAAAGACGGGGUUUUGCGCGACUUCGUUGGAAACAACGAUAAGAAAGCGAAAGAGAGCACAGAGGUUGAAGAGUAUAACUUAUUUGCAACGAGCAAUGGCCUCAGGUUUUCGUUAUUCUAA